Messenger RNA from Hyaloscypha bicolor E, 1154 nucleotides. RefSeq lists its product as uncharacterized. The transcript has 2 exons. The coding region runs from base 145 to 825 and encodes 226 amino acids. Lineage: Eukaryota; Fungi; Ascomycota; Leotiomycetes; Helotiales; Hyaloscyphaceae. The record is from RefSeq and is a predicted model, not a curated record.
CAGUCGUAUCGUGCGUGCCUCGAAAAGUAGAAUCUACAUAAGCCUCCCUUCCCGCCCUCCUAGAUCACACCUCCCUCCCUUCCCCCUCGCCACAUUUGUUUUACCUACCAACCUUCCUUCAUUCCUCCACCCCCAACCCCCAAAAUGCCUGUCCUUUCCGCACCUACCGGCUCCAGCAGCCUGCCUGGCCUGGACCUCCCCUAUGCAUUCCUCGGCGGCUCCCUCCUCCUCGUCCUCGGAGUAUUAAUAUCACGAAAGUCCAAAUCCAAAUCCAAAUCCUCCCCAAGAAACAUGUCACACCCACCAGUCUCGGAGAAACCAUCACCUCAAAGCCAGGAACCAUAUAUUUCUAAUGCGUCGGCCCCGCUGACUUUCCCCCAACAUCACCACCCUCGCCCCCCACCACCAUUGCCAUUCACACCCCCAACACUCUCGACAACCAUCUUUCCCGCCCCCAUCGAAUACGCUCCCGGUUCUGACUCGCAAACCUCUUCGCCGGGCGGAGGAGGAGGACUAAACCAAUCUUACUACGACUCGCCCACGACGCUGGAAUUCGAGUACCCGUUCGACUCGACCCCUUCCUCCUCCGAGCCCGCGGUCCUCUCCAAGCCCAAUUCAGAAACCGGAACCGACGACCCCCUCCCCCGCCGCCGCUCCUACACGAAAACCCAUUCCACCUCCUCGACCUCCUCGACGCUGUCUACAGGAUCCGUCACCAUCACGGGCGAAGUGAUCCAAGCCGAGGGCUGGCGCCGCCACACCCGCGUCUUCGGCGGCGGCGUCUGUAAAGCGUGUGAGGAGAGCGAGAAAAAGAUGAGCGCUUGACUACAGGAACGGGGACUGAAGGAGCCGCCGAGCAUUGAGGUAGUGCCUUGGAAGCCUCCAGAACGCAGGGGAAGUGAGAGGGAAUGAGCGAGUGUACGAAUAGUUGAAGCAAGCAAGCAUUUUUGACUCGUUAGAAGGGGGCCAACCGACUGGGUGGGAAAGUUUCGGUUUCGAAGGGGGCGGCGCCGCGAGGCGAAGGCGAAGAAUUACGCGUACGAGGAAACCAUGGAAUUUUGCGUUAGGAGCAGGAUAGGAUCGGAUAGGGUUGAUAUUGGCUGGAGUUAGACGCAUCGGAUGGACUACUGCUUAAAAAAGACUUUACUGUUCAU